Messenger RNA from Elgaria multicarinata webbii, 2382 nucleotides. It is a transcript of the gene DPH6, whose product is annotated as diphthamine biosynthesis 6. Lineage: Eukaryota; Metazoa; Chordata; Lepidosauria; Squamata; Anguidae. The record is from RefSeq and is a predicted model, not a curated record. The transcript has 15 exons. Gene Ontology annotation, molecular function: diphthine-ammonia ligase activity. Gene Ontology annotation, biological process: protein histidyl modification to diphthamide. The coding region runs from base 82 to 2175 and encodes 697 amino acids.
AAAUUCGUAUGUGUUGUGAUCUUAUAGCUGGGGGCUCCUCUUAGGCACGUAAAGUCCAACCCAGCGGGGGUGUUGUGCAACAUGAAAGUAGUGGCUUUAAUCAGUGGUGGGAAAGACAGCUGUUACAAUAUGAUGCACUGUGUUGUUGCUGGGCAUCAGAUAGUUGCCUUAGCCAAUUUAAGACCUGCUGAAAACAAAGAGGGGAUCGAUGAGUUGGACAGUUACAUGUAUCAAACCGUGGGGCACCAUGCUAUAGAAUUAUACGCUGAAGCAAUGGGCUUGCCUCUUUAUCGUCACACUAUUAAGGGUACCAGUGUGGAGACUGGCAGAAUAUAUACUAGGUGUGAAGGUGAUGAGGUUGAAGACCUUUAUCAGCUUCUGAAACUUGUUAAGGAUAAAGAAAAUGUGGAAGCUGUUUCGGUAGGGGCCAUCCUUUCUGACUACCAACGAGUCCGUGUGGAAGAUGUGUGUAAGAGGCUUGCCCUGCAGCCCUUAGCUUACCUUUGGCGUCAGAACCAAGAGAUGUUGUUCAAAGAAAUGAUAUCCUCGAACAUUCAAGCAAUAAUAAUAAAAGUAGCAGCUUUUGGUUUAGAUCCAGACAAACAUCUAGGAAAAACAUUGUGCGAAAUGGAACCUUAUCUUUUGGAACUUUCUAAGAAGUAUGGAGUCCAUAUCUGUGGAGAGGGUGGAGAAUAUGAAACAUUCACAUUGGAUUGCCCUCUAUUUAAGAAGAAAAUAGUUGUGGAUUCAUCAGAAGUGGUGGUGCAUUCAGCAGAUGCAUUUGCACCUGUGUCUUAUCUUCGUCUUUUAAAAUUGCACCUAGAAGAUAAGGUGCAGAAUUUUGGCAAAAUCCUGGCUGGGAGCUGUACUUGUGAGGUAAAGUGGCUUGAAGAUAACAUCUCGCCUCCAUCAGAUGAACAAAAGGAAACCCCUUGCAUCACCUGGUUCACUUCUACGCCUACCUUCAUGAAAUCCAAGAAGACAUUUGAAUGCUCAGGGAAGUCUCUAAAAGGUUACCAGUGGAUAACAGGCAUCAGUGCUCACCUUCAGCCAUCCAAAGGAGGAAGUGUGCAGGAAUCGGCUAAAGAUGUAUUUUCGUCACUCCGAGCUCAUCUGAAUUCAAAAGGAUUGGAAUUGACAGAUAUUAUUUUGGUCCAUCUGUACAUGAAGAGCAUGAAGGAUUUUGCUGUGAUAAAUUCUGUCUAUAUGACAGCAUUUGAUUUGUGUCCCCCAGCCAGAGUCUGUGUAGAAGCCCCCUUGCCUGAAGGACUCUGGUUUCAGAUGGACUGCCUCACACAUAAGUAUGCUGGGAUGAUCAGUGAUGUGCCUUGUUAUCAGAAGCAGGUUAUGCAUGUACAGAGCAUUUCUCACUGGGCCCCUGCCAACAUAGGACCUUACAGUCAGUGCAUACAGGUUGGAGAUAUUCUCUACUGUGCUGGACAGAUUGCAUUAGUGCCCUGUACUAUGCAGCUUAUAAGUGCUGGCAUUGAAGUAGAGGCUUUGGUUUCCUUAGGCCAUGUUGAAAAAGUCCUGAAAGCCAUGCACACUGAACUCCAACAUGUGCUUAUGACAAACUGUUAUGUAACUGACAGCAAGUACAUUUCUGUCGCUCAAGCUGUAUGGAUGAAGAAAUUAAGAGGACUUAAAAAGGCAGAAGAUGAAGACCUGAAUACUGAUGUACCUGCAGCAUGUGGAGAACUAGCUGUGAUUGUGGUACCUUCCCUUCCAAGAGCUGCCUCCAUUGAAUGGCAUGUCAUUGCAGUGCUAGAUGAGCAUCAGCAAAGGCAAAAACUUGUGCUGAUGAGGUCGCUGGAGAGCUGCCAAAUUAAGUGUGAAGCUGUGCAGUCCCAUCCAACCUGUACUACAGCUGUUACCAUAUCCGUAACCGUAACCGCUCCAUCAACACCUACAAUCAAUUUAGACAGAAUCCUGCAUAACAUGGUGGAAAUGUUUAAACAAACUGUAGAAAAAAUGUCCGGAGAUGGCGAUGUAACUCCUUUGGGUUUUAGAACUUUCUACCGGAAAAAUACUGUUGAAAUGGAGACACUGAAAGCAGGACUCCAAGGACAUCUUGAAGAGCAAAUGGGCAAGAAAGCACCCGCUUUAAUUAUGGUGCCUGCAGUAGAUUUACCUGGCAAGAAAAUUAUUCAUGUAGCAUGUUGGCUCAGCCAGUAGCAUUCCAUUAAUAGCAAGAAGAUAUCAUACAGAUUUUUUGAAGGUAAUUAAAUAUAUGGCUGUGCAUUGCCUGAUAUUAACAAACAGAGCUAUACCUGGAACUUUGGCAAACAUUGCUGUUUUCCCAACUUUUCCCCAUGGGACCUUUGGAAUGUCAUCUGGAAUCAGACAGAAUUUGAAACUGAUGCACAUAGCUCAAGAAUCUCU